UGCGCCGGGCUAGCUUGACAGCCACGUCACCUCCUCCUGAGGCUUUUCUUCUCGGGUCAUCAUUACCGUCUGAUAGAAGCCUGAGAGGGAAGGUUUGGAGACGUUUCGUUUGAUUACAUUCUCACGUUCGGAUCUAACGCGCUAGCGACGCUGUGCGGUGCUAGCUGCGAAGCUACUGCUCGGUUUCCUCCCGUCCAUCUCUGUGCUAGCUUGUAGUUGGCGGGUCUGUUUGCUAGUCGACAGCUCAAAACUCUUUUCUUCUUGGAGGUGUUUCGGGCCUUUAAGGAGUUCAUUGAACUUCGCGCGGCUGAAGCGGAACUUUAACAGCAUGAAUAUCUUUCGACUGGCAGGUGACGUGUCCCACUUGGUGGCUAUUAUCAUCUUGUUGCUGAAGAUAUGGAGGUCCAAGUCCUGUGCAGGUAUUUCUGGGAAGUCUCAGGUGCUGUUUGCUCUUGUCUUCACCACGAGGUAUCUUGACCUUUUCACAGUCUACAUUUCGAGUUACAACACAGUCAUGAAGGUGGUGUUUCUGGCUCUGUCCUACGCCACCGUUUACCUGAUCUACAUGCGCUUCAGAAACACCUACGAUUCAGAGAACGACACAUUUCGAGUGGAGUUCCUGUUGGUGCCGGUCAUCGGGUUGUCCUUCCUGGAGAACUACUCCUUCACCCCGGUGGAGAUCCUGUGGACCUUCUCCAUUUUUCUGGAGGCCGUUGCCAUAAUGCCGCAGCUCUUCAUGAUCACCAAGACGGGCGAGGCGGAGUCCAUCACCACCCACUACCUGUUCUUCCUCGGCCUCUAUCGAGCUCUGUACAUCGGCAACUGGGUGUGGCGCUACCACACCGAGGGCUUCCUUGACCAGAUCGCUGUUGUGUCUGGAGUCGUGCAGACUAUCUUCUACUGUGAUUUCUUUUACCUUUAUUUCACAAAGGUGCUCCGAGGACGAGGGAAGAUGACCCUGCCGAUGCCGGUCUAAACGCCGCUCUGUCACACGUCCGUGCCUGCCACGCUCCAGCGCCGGAGCUCAGACUCUGGCCUUCGUCUCUACGUGUGGACGUGGAACUGAGUGGUUUUGUGUCAAACGCUGUGGACCAAAAGAACCAGAUACCCUGUUUGAUUGGUACUGGAGGGAAUGUGUGUGUGAUUUCCACUGCUUUAUACAGUAAGUUGUGUGUGUUGUAAAUGUGACAGAAUCAUGUCGUCGACGUGUGCGAGGAUGUUGGGAUGCUGCACUGCAAGAAUGGUGGUUCCAGCCCGUUUUGUGUUUACAGUCAAAGGUUUCCACAUUACACUUCCUCCUAGUCACUAUUAAAUGAUGUCACUUCCUGUACAGAACCUGUUCUUUAUUUUUUUUUAUCUGGAGGGAAAAAGGGCUAACAUGUUGUAAAAAGCCAAAGAAGCAGCAGGCAUCUGCUGCGGUGUCAUAAUUAAACACUCUUGUUGUAACCUGA
Messenger RNA from Nothobranchius furzeri (turquoise killifish), 1451 nucleotides. It is a transcript of the gene kdelr3, whose product is annotated as KDEL endoplasmic reticulum protein retention receptor 3. Gene Ontology annotation, cellular component: membrane; cis-Golgi network; endoplasmic reticulum. Gene Ontology annotation, molecular function: ER lumen protein retrieval receptor activity. Gene Ontology annotation, biological process: endoplasmic reticulum to Golgi vesicle-mediated transport; protein retention in ER lumen. The record is from RefSeq and is a predicted model, not a curated record. Lineage: Eukaryota; Metazoa; Chordata; Actinopteri; Cyprinodontiformes; Nothobranchiidae.